CUGGUUCAGCCAUGUUGUGGUUUUGAAUGAGGAAGAAGCGGGAGAUGUUAUUCUUCAACGAGUUUAUUUUCAAUUUAUAGCCACGUUGAGAAUUUACAAAUGAGUUAGGGUGCAACUCAAAAUGAUAGCCGUUUUUCCGAACGCAUUUGUUGCGACUUAUCGCAUUCCCGUUGGAAUUUAAACACACUUUCAUAAAUUAGCCGUGUAGCUAACAACGUUAGCUAGCACAGUGCUUAGCGUAAUGUGCUAGCCAGACAGCUAGCUAAUUCUAAGCUAACUAGCUAACGGUUAGUGGUAAUAUUGGGAAAGUAAAUUGAUGCUUGCGAGGAGUUUUCGCCUUUGAAGCAGCCUCCGCUAACCUACAUCACCCGAAUGAAGCGCGUUAGCUUAAUUUGGUGUGACUAUAUUGACAGGUAGACUGAAAGCAGCUUUAGCGAUUUAUCUUUAAACCAGCGGUGUUUUGACUAAAACUUUUGAGUCAUGUUGAAUAAAAUCUACGAAUGGAUAGAAACGAGCUUUGCCAAUCUUCGCAAUGGUGUGCCAGCUGCGGAGCACUCACAUGCACAUGGGGCUGCGAGAGAUGGUCAACUGAGGAGGAAAAGACCAUUUGAAUGUUUGGAAGAUGGCCAUGAAAUCGACCAAGAUGACUUAAUGAUAAAGAAAUCACGAAUGGGGGAUCUUAUUGACACUGUCAAGAGUGCAGCUGAAGGGGUUAAGAGUCAUAGUUCCAGUGUGGCUACAUGGAUGAGGAACAAUGUCAGCCCUACUUUGAGAAAUAUACUGCCUACCUCCCCUGGUCCACCACCUGGAGAGCCUCAGCCCUCAACUUCAGCAGCAGUCUGGACAGGGAGGCCGGUUGGUGACCGGAAUUCUUUGGGUGAGACGUUUGCUGCCCCCUCACCAACUUUGGAGUGGAAAACAUCCAAAACAGAGUGGUUGCGUAAUGAGAAAUCUGUUGUGGGAUCAAAAGUCUGUAGGCGACAAGUGUGUAUGAGUCCUACACAUCGUGAGGUGCCAAAAACAAAUGGACACUCGAUCAACUUGCCACCCUCCGUCAUCCCCAAACUUCACCCUUCUCCACGACUAGGCAGGCCCCUAAACCUUCGACCAUAUGGAACUCCAAGUUUGUUCGGAGGAGUGGGCACAACAAGCAGCUCCAGCACCAGCAUGUAUGAAAAGACCUUUCCCAUUAAAGUGGUGCAGAGCCCAACACACAGCACCUCAUCAGCCCGCUUACACAGGACCAGGCCCCGGUGCACAGCACAAGAGUCGGUCUGUGAGGAGGAGAAGGAAGUCUACAGGCAGCUUCUGACCAUGGUCUCUGGUGGUCAGUCUUUCCUUCACAACGGCAGCUCACACACUAUUGUGAGGUCACACAGAGAUUUCACCAGCUUCCUGACCACCAGCCGCAGACUGCUGCAGUUCUCAUCCCCAGCUGGGUCAGCAGCAGAAGGAACUUCAGAGGGUCCCAGCAGCCCCUCCAGCCCCAGAGGGGUAUCCAGCCAGUGCUCCAGCAACCUUCCCAGCCCACUGGGGACCUCCAGCAAGCCAGGGAUCCAGACAUGGUCUUUGGACACGGACCUCAGCUCAAGCAGAGCAGCUACUCUCACAUCAAUACCUUCUCCAUCAGCUCUGCAGGAUAACUCCUCUCAGGACACACAGUCGUCAGCUCAUGAUGGUGACUCUGUAAUUAUUGUAAAUGAACAAAAGGGCAAAAAGCAAGACAACUCCAGUGUGCCAUGUUUCCAAGCUGAGUUAUGGAUCAAAGAAUUGACUAGUUUGUAUGACUCCCGGGCGAGAAAAAGACGAAGACAGAUAGAGGAGCAGGAGGCCCUUGCUGCCCUGCUGCUGCGACAGCGCCUGUCUGAAGAGGGGCAACGUAGCCAAGAUGUGGAGGUCCAUGUUCGAGUUCCUUUGGAGAAAGAGGUUCCUUUGAGUCUUGUGAUUGAAGAACCGAAACCUUCGGAAGAGAAGCCAGAAUUCCCUGAACUCACAGAGGAAAUGGAGACCGAGGUAAACAGGGUGCUGAGAGGCGGUAGUCCUCAUGAAGUAUUAAGUGAAGGAUUUGGUCUCAGUCUUACACGUAAAGACCUGCAAACCCUCAACAACCUCAACUGGCUCAAUGAUGAGGUGAUCAACUUUUACAUGAACCUGCUGGUUGAGCGCAGCAAGGACCCCAACCUGCCAUCAGCCAAUACGUUCAACACUUUUUUCUAUCCCAAGCUACACAGCAGUGGCUACUCUGCUGUCCGCCGUUGGACCAAAAAGAUGGACAUAUUUUCUAAAGACAUCCUGUUGGUUCCUGUCCACUUGGGGGUGCACUGGUGCCUCUCUGUGGUGGAUUUCCGCAAAAAAGCCAUCAUGUACUUUGAUUCUAUGGGAGGAAACAAUGAUGAAGCAUGCAAAACAUUGUUUGAAUACCUGCAACAGGAAAGUAAGGACAAGAAGGGCAAAGAACUGGAUACCUCAGGCUGGACACUGCACAGCAAAAAGCGCAAUGAAAUCCCACAGCAGAUGAAUGGUAGCGACUGUGGAAUGUUCACAUGCAAAUAUGCAGAUUACAUUACCAAAGACAAGCCAAUCACAUUUACACAGAAACACAUGCCCUACUUCAGAAGAAGGAUGGUUUGGGAGAUUGUGAACCAUAAGCUGUUGUGAUGUCAGGACAACAGCUGUGAACUUGUACAUUUGGCUCACAAGUCGUGACGACGGUUGAGCUACAUUCACCAAGAGGAUCCACUGACAGUCGUCCGUAUUCUGGGAAAGACUUGCACACCAGCUCCGAUCAGACGGAUCAGAAGCCACCAGGAGCACCAAUCACUGCCUCUCUGUCUUCUUCAGUCCUUUGUUUUUUGGUGCCCUUAUGGAGCAUCAGUACAGCAGCUGGAACACUGCGCGUUUUAUAUUUCCCCAGCCAGAACUGUUUUGAAAUAACACUUGUACCGACUUACAAAUCAUACUCUGAGAUGCAAUGUUUGUUACACGUUUUUGUUGUUUACGCGAGCAUAUUGUGCUGCAUUGUCAUACAGUUUGAUGUCAGCAUAAGUGUUUGAUGCAUUGGUAAUGUGCAAAGGAAAUUGGCUUUACCACUGAAAUAUGAUUACCCACAACAUUGACACUUUGAGGCUAAAACCUGUCUGUAGAUGGGCAUUUCUACUUUAUUGUCUGAAGUUUUUUUUUUUUUCGUGGUGUUUUGUUUCUUCAUGCAAAAAGGUCUGCAACAAGCAAUUACACCUGAUUCAUCUGUACUAUGAGCUCAAUUAAUUGAUUAGUCACUUUGUCUACAAUAUGACAGAAUUGGGAGAAAAGUCACCCCCCCCCCACCCCCGAUUCAGUCAUCUGCAGCCUGAUUGCACAAUAUGAACAUUACACCCAAAACUGAUUUUUUUUUUUAUAUUAUUACUAAAAUGCACAAAGAAUUAAAGUGUGGCAUUGCCUCAGAAUAUGAUUUAUAAUGAAAAUGGAAUGUUUUACCUUGCCGUUGACUUAAAGUGUAACAACAGUUACACCCUAAAACAGCAGGGUAAUAAAGAGUUGCCAUUUCCUUCUUAUCUGUUAGCCUUGAUAAGAUUGUUUAAAAAAAAAAAAAAAACAACUAAAUGGUCAAAGUCUA
Amphiprion ocellaris (clown anemonefish) is the source of this 3613-nucleotide messenger RNA. It is a transcript of the gene senp1, whose product is annotated as SUMO specific peptidase 1. The coding region runs from base 481 to 2658 and encodes 725 amino acids. Gene Ontology annotation, cellular component: nucleus. The record is from RefSeq and is a predicted model, not a curated record. Gene Ontology annotation, biological process: protein desumoylation. The transcript is spliced from 18 exons. Gene Ontology annotation, molecular function: deSUMOylase activity. NCBI's taxonomy places the organism in Eukaryota, Metazoa, Chordata, Actinopteri, Pomacentridae.